AUGAUUGAUGAGUACGAAUUGUUACGAAUUGAAAAGAAAAAUAGUCAAUGCAGCGGUACAAAAUCCGCUUUAAAAAUACUUGCAUUUCUUUUACUGUCUGUACUGGUGACAGCACAAGCUCAAAAUGACUAUGGAGAAGAGCCACCGGAGGGCUAUUAUGCCUUUGUGGAAUCACCCAAUGCCAUACCACCUAAAGUGAGACCACCUCCCUAUACACACGUCAAUGUUGACUGUAAAAAUAUAGCAAAUGGUAAAAAAUCUGCUGUGUCCGUUAAUAACAUUUGUGGUGAUUUAAAUAAGGGACAAAUACCCAAGAAUCCCUUAAGACAAAAUGUUUUAGGAGAACCCUAUCCUUUUGAAUUAAUACGUAAUCAUACUUUGAAAUUUCUGUCGAAAACAUUGCCUGUUUUAAAAGCUGACGAUACUCUUCCCAAAGUUACCCAAAUUAUACGCGAUGAUCCUGUUGAAUCGGUAGACAAUAAUAAUAUCGAUCGUCAUUAUGCGGUUAGAACAAAAAGAGAAGCUGUUGCUCCGAAAGUUCAAGCUAAGGAGGAAUCUCACAAUUAUGGUUAUUUUGAUCCAGCCAUUGAUGAGGAAGAACGUUCCCAAAAGCAGAAAAAAGAGGCUGAAGAACGUAAACCACGUAAAUUUUGUGAUGGUGGUGGACUUUUCUGUAGCAUCUACAAGGCCAUACAAGGUGAUACAUCUUCUGCCCCACAGGCUGCUCCACUAACGGCCGAACGACGUGAAGAAAUUGGUCCCAUACGUUAUGAAGGCCCACCCACACCCUGUCCAGCCAAAGUAGAAUAUGCCACACCAGUUUUUGCUAAAAACUACCAAGGUUCCUGGCGUUAUGUUGUUCAAAUACCCUACGAAGGCUAUUUUACCCAGACUGUGGAAGUGACACGCUGCAUACAGGCACGCUGUCAUUAUUUAGAUGGUGGCUGUUUGUCCUCACCUCGAUGGGUUAGUCUUUUGGUAGCCGAAAUCUUCUAUCCCAAUGCCGAAGAUACGGUACCACAAUCGUCCAGUACAACUCCGGCUCCCUCAGUACAAGAUUUCCAGGCUUAUCAACAAUAUUUGCAGAAACGUGCUGGUGUAGCCACCGCCUCGGAUGGCACCAGUCAUGGUGGUGCCAACGGCUCCGGUGAUUUUAGUCAACAUUGUGAUGGUCAUGAUGAGAUAGGUUGCUUCCAAGUACGUUUGUAUUAUGAUUGGUUCCUAAUUCCCGGUUCCUGUAAAUGUUGGCGUCCCGAUUACUUUGCCAAAUAUGUGCGCAGAAAGUCGGUAGCUGAUUUGUAAGGAGUUGUUCAAUCAUAGGAUUUUGAUUUUUAUUUUAUCAAUUUGCCAAUUCCUUGCUUAAUUUUUAAUCAUAAAUACUUAUUUCCAAUAGUUUUAGAGUACACAAUUAGUUUUAAGUUUUCUAUAAUGAAAUUUACAUUCUUAGAAUCCUCGAUACAAAGUUACAAAGCCAGUAUACCUUUAAAUAUGAUUUUAAAAGUGGGAUUCUCAAGAGUCUGAAUUUCGUUUAUUUCCUAUUUCAUUAUAAUCUUACAAUGAUUGUUAUAUGAACAAAUUAUAAAAAAACUCCAAGUAUAUUAAUUUUAAAAAACUACUACUAUUUACUAUGUAUUAUUUAUUUUUAUAAACAAUUUUUUAGAACAUCCAUUUUAAUUUUCUAUCUGUUUUAAUGACUGAUUUUUACUUUCUCUAGUUUUAUAUUUUUUUAUGCUUAUAUCUUAUAUGGUUUAUAAUAAAUACACCCAUUACUAUGACCUACAUAUAUACAUACAUAGAAUAAAAAUCAACUUAAAUAAAUAUUAUAAAAUUUAA
Molecule: messenger RNA, 1833 nt
Organism: Calliphora vicina (urban bluebottle blowfly)
Lineage: Eukaryota; Metazoa; Arthropoda; Insecta; Diptera; Calliphoridae
Gene: spz6
Product: Spaetzle domain-containing protein 6
Exons: 4
Coding region: 1-1302 (433 amino acids)
Biological process (GO): innate immune response; central nervous system formation
Cellular component (GO): extracellular region
Molecular function (GO): Toll binding; growth factor activity
Source: RefSeq, a predicted model, not a curated record